Molecule: messenger RNA, 504 nt
Organism: Iphiclides podalirius (scarce swallowtail)
Lineage: Eukaryota; Metazoa; Arthropoda; Insecta; Lepidoptera; Papilionidae
Source: the annotation of a GenBank genome assembly
AUGGACGUAGUAAAAGCGGUUGGGAAAUACCUCAGCACUCCCGUAGGAACUGUUUGCUAUAACACAGAUAAAGUUUUGACAACAGUUCUUGAUAAAGAAAAUGUUGAAGGUUUUGCAAGUAUUAUUCUAAAGUUGGCCUUAAAAAGUGGUUCAACAAUGACUCAGGAGCAAAAAUUACUAAGUUAUCAAUGGUUGGAACAUUUGGCUAUGUAUGCCAAGCAAGCUAUGUUGAAUCCGAUUUUUGCUAAGAAUUUUUUACAGGGCAUCAAUGAAGCAUUAGCAAAAAGUACAUAUUUAGCUGGACAUGUCUUAACUGUCACUGAUAUAGCAGCAUAUCAUGUUUUAUACCCUAUAAUAGAACGGUUAAAUAUUGUAGAACAAGAAUCUUUAUUACAUGUUUGCAGAUGGUCCAAACAUAUGCAAGCCCAGCCCAAAGUGUGCGUUAAUCGCUCACCACUACCAUUAAAUACUUUAACACUUUCUAUCCUUGCCCCAGCGGUACAC